CUGUCUGUUCUCUGACCCCAGAUAAAUUUAUUAGGGUACACAAUGUUUUGGGGAACACAAUACCACCACACUUAUUACUAGAAACCCUUGCAAGUGGAAUUAUUUCAGAGAACAUGGGGCAAUGACUGAUGGGGUUAGUCUCCUACCAUCAAUGUUGCCAAUCUCAGCUGUAUAAAGAUCAAAUACGGUGUUAUUUUUAAAGCAUUACAGCGUAGGUAGGUAGUGUACCAGCUUUUACAAUGUAUGGUACAUACAAUGUAUGGUAUCGGAUAAAAUAUCUUGGAAGCUGAAAUCAAGGCGGGUCUGCCAAACCUGGUUAAAAGGCCCUUCAUUUAUUCAGGGACUCAUGGAAUCUCUAUGUGUUGAACGCCGACUAGACGCAAAGAGUUAUUAACAGGCAGGAAGCACAGAACUGACUUUCAUGGGUUAUAGACAGGAUAAAGAGGGGAAAACCUUUCUUAUAUUCAUGUGUGUGUAUGUGUGCAUGAAUGCCACACAGCAUGCACAUGGAGGUCAGAGGACAACUCGAGAGAAUCAGUUCUCUUAUUCCACCUUGUGCGGCCCUGGCAUUAAACUCAGAUCAGCAGGCCAUUUAUCUGACCCUAAAUUAGAUGUUUUAGAUUGGGAACAACAAACACCAUGAUUAUCUGAUUUAAAAACUUUCCCUUUCCAGAGACCCAAAUGCUAGGACUGGCUCCCCAGGUGCUCUGUCUUCACUUUCUGUAUUUAUUGCUUAAUUUCCCUGUGAAAGUGUGUGUGUGUGUGUGUGUGUGUGUGUGUGUGUGUUUGACUUACCCAAGACAUUGAUUUUCCUUGAACUCCAUAGGGCUGCCAGCUUCCUCAGGGGAGCACAGCAUAGCUGGAUUUUAAUCCCUUAGAACGGUGACUUCAGCUGUGAAAGUUUUAGCUAAGAUUUUAAUGACCAGGUUUAACAGAUAGACCAGCAGGUGUCCCAAUUACACUCUCCAUUAAAAGGCUUUUGGUGAGGAUUUAAAUGUUAUUAUUAAAACCAUCGUCUGUACUGCACGGCACCUCGUCAUUCAGCAGCGGGGAAGAUUCCAGUGUCCCAGAAAAAAAAAAUUCGUAUAAAAAGGAAGCCAGGAGAACAGAAACAUCGCAGCACUCAGCCCACCAAAGAAGCUUGGUAUCUCUUUGGCUUUCACUUCCCGACAGGUAAAAUUCUUUGUACUUCUACCACUAUUUUUAAUGCUGCUUGCUACUGUAUGUCGAAAGGGGAUUUUGCACUCAAGGGUCAAGUCUAGACGUGAUGGUCUCCAAGGAAGCCUUGCCCUUCUUCACUGACUGACCUUAUCAACCACCAGCCUUGGGGGAGAUCCAACCUUGGAGGAACCCAGCAGCUCAUGGCCCAGUGUUGGACACUGAUUUUAGCUUCAUCCGCAUCAGAUGAAAUUAAUUUGGAGAGACAUUUUUUUAUCAACUAACGCUAGGCUUACUUGGCAAGGGGGCAUUCGAGCUAGGUGUCUCCACCCAGAUCAGUAUAGAGUUCUCUCUCGGUCUUGAGGCUGGUCUGACCAGCAGUAAUGUCUUAAAGACUAGAUGGCAGACAAGAACAAGCCACCAGUUUCACGGGGCAGCCAUAUUUAAAGUCUAUCAACCUCUUGUUAACCGGAGACAUCUAGAAGGAGCUGCUUUUUCAGAGCUGACGGCCCAGUUCUAACUUCAUGAAUGACAAAGUUGAGAACUGCUUGUAAGGGGGAGGGUACAGGCAAAGUGAAUUUGGUAAGGGAUGAAUUAUGGGUUUCAGGUAACCAAACAAAUAAAAAUAUAAAUGGGUUAUGUUGCCACAAAAAAACAGUGCUGAAGAUGCCAGAAUCAAGUACAGGUGUUUGUUCCCAAUGUCCAAGAUGCUCAAGACAGGCAGAUGACCUCAUGUGGUUCAUUGCCUGCAUGAAAUACAUCCCAAUGCAUGACUCCCUCUGCAGCUUCUGCAGGGCCAGUGGUGCAGAGGCUGGGCUCUUUGCCAUGCACUCUUUAUUUUCACUCACUUCAGUCUGGGUCUGUCAUGAUUGUGUCUUGAUGUCCCCUAGAGUGGAGAUGAUCCCCAAACUGACAGCUGCUGUUCUUCUGCUGAGUCUAUGUUUGGAAGGCUGCUCCAGCCAGCACUGGUCCUAUGGAUUGCGCCCUGGAGGAAAGAGAAACGCUGAACACUUGGUUGAAUCUUUCCAAGAGAUGGGUGAGGACGUGGAUCAGCUGGCAGAACCCCAGCACUUCGAAUGCAUGGUCCACUGGCCCCGUUCACCCCUCAGGGACCUGCGAGGAGCUCUGGAGAGUCUGAUUGAAGAGGAAAGCAGGCAGAAGAAGAUAUAAAUGCAUUGGCCCCGAAGGAUCCACAACAUCCAAGUAUAACGUGGGCAUUGAAAUCUGUGACCUGUUACAGAUCUGUAGCUGUGUGGCUUUCAGCACUUGUAUGCCCAGCAGCAUGGAUUUCAUAAUAAAGUGAUGUGUUGUGGAUCAAGUACAA
This is a messenger RNA of Peromyscus leucopus (white-footed mouse), 2482 nucleotides long. It is a transcript of the gene Gnrh1, whose product is annotated as gonadotropin releasing hormone 1. Bases 1687 to 2328 code for a protein of 213 amino acids. Gene Ontology annotation, biological process: multicellular organism development. NCBI's taxonomy places the organism in Eukaryota, Metazoa, Chordata, Mammalia, Rodentia, Cricetidae. The transcript is spliced from 3 exons. The record is from RefSeq and is a predicted model, not a curated record. Gene Ontology annotation, molecular function: gonadotropin hormone-releasing hormone activity. Gene Ontology annotation, cellular component: extracellular region.